GCCGCCUCUGCCUCUGCUUACCUUUUCCCACCGGAGUUGGUUUAAAUAGACACAUAUCGCGCAACUGCAUAAAGGACAUCAGGCAUCAUGGAAGCUUUCGACACCUAUCAGACGCCACUAUCCAGCCGGUAUGCCAGCAAGGAGAUGGCCCAUCUCUUUUCUCCCGCUAACCGCUUCCACACCUGGCGGAAACUCUGGCUGAACCUCGCCAUCGCCGAGAAAGAGCUCGGCCUCACGCAGAUCACCGACGAGGCGAUCGCGCAGAUGCAAGCGAACCUCGACUUGGACCCGGAACAAUUCGCGGUGGCGGCAGAGGAGGAGAAGAAGCGGCGCCACGACGUGAUGGCGCACGUCCACACCUUCGGCAAGGUCGCGCCCGCCGCCGCGGGCAUCAUCCACCUCGGCGCAACAUCGUGUUAUGUCACUGACAACGCAGACCUCAUCUUCCUACGCACCGCCCUAACCCUCCUCCUCUCCAAGCUCGCCGUCGUCAUCUCGCGCUUUGCCGCCUUCGCAAAAGAGUACCGUGCUCUCCCCACGCUCGGCUUCACGCACUUCCAGCCCGCGCAGCUCACUACGGUGGGGAAGCGCGCCACGCUCUGGCUGCAGGAACUCCUGUGGGACUUACGCAACCUCAAGCGCGCGCGCGACGACAUCGGCUUCCGCGGCGUGAAGGGCACGACAGGCACCCAGGCCUCCUUCCUCGCGCUCUUCGACGGCGACCACGACAAGGUGGAAGCGCUCGACAAGCGCGUGACGGAGCUGAUGGGCUUCGGCUACGCGUACCCAGUCACCUCGCAGACCUACUCGCGAAAGAUCGACGCAGACGCGCUCGCCCCGCUCGCCUCGCUCGGCGCGACCGCGCACAAGAUCGCCACGGACCUCCGUUUGCUCGCUAACCUCAAGGAAGUCGAGGAGCCCUUCGAGAGCACACAAAUCGGCUCCUCGGCAAUGGCGUACAAGCGUAACCCGAUGCGCUCCGAGCGCAUCUGCUCGCUCGCGCGCCACCUCAUGGUGCUUCACCAGAACGCGCUCAUGACCUCGAGUGUGCAGUGGUUCGAGCGCACGCUCGAUGACAGCGCCAACCGCCGCAUCACGCUCCCCGAAGCCUUCCUCACCGCCGACAUCGUGCUCACGACACUCCAAAACGUCUCCGAGGGGCUCGUCGUCUACCCCAAGGUCAUCGCGCGCCGCAUCCAUCAGGAGCUCCCCUUCAUGGCGACCGAGAACAUCAUCAUGGCGCUCGUGAAGAAGGGCGGCGACCGCCAGGAGGCGCACGAGAAGAUCAGGGUGCUCUCUCACGAAGCAGGUUACCAGGUGAAGCAGCUCGGGCUCGAGAACGACCUCAUCGAGCGCGUCCGCCAGGACCCGUACUUCGAUCCCAUCAAGCCCGAGCUCGACACGCUCCUCGAUCCGCAGAGCUUCAUCGGGCGCGCGCCGGAGCAGGUGGACAAGUUCCUCGCGGAGUGGGUCGAGCCCGCGCUGCAAGACCCCGAGUUCGCGGCCGCGCUCCAGAAGGGCACGAAAGCAGAGCUGAAUGUAUGAGAAAAGCGGGAGAGAUGUAAAUGUAUCGUGAUUUGUAUCAGUCGACCGGCCUGUGUCGAAAAAACCAUCGUUCUGGGUCAUGACUCGAGAGGAUAUACAUGGCGUGACGAGAAGAUGCAUAGAUAAAAAGUCUGAUGGGAUUGCGAAACGAAACGAAACAUAGCGACCUGUACAAUGAUAGUAAUAACAGACGAGGAAAGGGGGGAUAAUCUCGAAUGGAUGGAUGGUCACAAGACCACGUACACCCAGAGGACUCGUAAAUGGCCCGAGAGAAAACAUGAACGUAACACCUCAUGAGACUGGAUUAGGGUAUGAAAUCCGAAGCAUGAUAGCAAACAGAACAGUAGGAAUCGUUAAACCAGAUCGUCAGAUUUUGUCGAGAACGGCGAUGUCGACCCUAAGCCUAGUGCUGCAGGGCCGCCCGGUCUCUCAGAGUAUCAUAAAGGAACUUGUAGCUCCGAAGGUUACCCUUCAGCCUCCGCACGUCCAAACUGUAGGUGUCGUUGAGACGGUCUAUACGAGUGAGUUCCACAGAGAACCGGACUUCAUCGCCGAUGUCUUCCGUGCGGUCUCCGAAUAGCGGCUCGCCCACGGGGCUCGGUUCCUGGACAUACGAGCCGUUGGUGGCGCUGGGAGACUCGAUUGUUUCGUCCACGGAAUGAUGGCCGAUGGACGAUACUUGCGAAGACUGACGGCGCAUCAGGAGACCCCUGAGCAUUCCACUUCCAGUGAAGGAAGAAUGAGAAGGGACGGGCAGGCCACGCUUGUCCACGCCAUUAGAAGCUGCGGUGCCCUGCAUAGCGACGGCUGCCAUGCUUCCCGGACUCCCGGGCGCAGUACUGAGGCCAACAAUACCGGCAGCCUUCUUCCUCUUCUGCCUGAUGCAUCUAUACUUGAAUUCACUCUCCUGCUGCACCUCAAUACCCAUACCCUCCAAAACCUCGCGGACAUGCUUCAUAACCUCAGGAGGAGGUCGAGUCGUAACCAUGUCCUGGUCAACCGCACCAUGGUGGAUGCGGAUAACACCUGCCUUGCUAGCACCUCCACCUGAUCUCCAAGGGAUCCUGAUUGACGUGUCGGCGGUGCCAGAGGAGAUACGGCGCUCAUUACGAUGCGCCGGAGUGGGCGUAGCAGAGAUAGGAGCACCCAUACCAGAUCCGUUGCCGCUAUUCUGCAUCGGCGUGGUUGAAGCCGGCCUAUAGGAGCUCGGAGGUUGCAUAGGUCGACCCCGGUAGUCUCCUGCGACCGGUGCACCAUGCCCAUCGUCGCUGACCUCGAAGGAUUCCCGGUUCCUGCUCUUCGACCUGAACCAUUGCAUGACCUUCGCAGCUUUGCUAGAAGAGGCAGGCAUGCCGAGGCCGACAUUGGUCCUGGAUGAAUUGGUGUAACUCGGUGUAGAAGGCGGAGGAAGUAAAUCCGGUCGCUCGCGAACAGGAGCCUCCGACGUCGGAGCUGGACUCUGCGAGAACGACAUAUCCUUUUCGUUCACAGGGGUCUCCGGAGGUUGACGACCGCGCGUCCUGUUCUUGAUGGAUCGACUGAUAGGCUCGACCAUCACUGUCAGCGUAUUCCUCCUGGACUUCUUCGCAGAGGCAUCCGCAUACUCAACAGUGCCAGCAGGAGACAAUUUCUCCUUGUCAGGAGGAGAGAGAGCGGCUUGUAGAGUGGACGGGCGCUUAUGGGGAGUGGAACCAGGCAUAGACUUCGUGGUUCCGUUCUCAGAUGCAUAGCUGGCACCGUACUGGGAAGUAUCCGAAGGCACGCGCGACGAUGCACCAUUCGUGCUGGCACCAUCCGACGCACCGAAUAUCUUGCUGAGCCCAAGCUUGUCGACAGACAUCCCGCGCUUGUGUCCACUAACCCUAGAAGAACCAGAAGACUGCGAGCCAUGCUGCGCGUGCUGAGAGGGCAAGGGCUUCUCUUCUGCGACCCG
Molecule: messenger RNA, 3478 nt
Organism: Gloeophyllum trabeum ATCC 11539
Lineage: Eukaryota; Fungi; Basidiomycota; Agaricomycetes; Gloeophyllales; Gloeophyllaceae
Product: Adenylosuccinate lyase
Exons: 14
Coding region: 88-1545 (485 amino acids)
Biological process (GO): 'de novo' AMP biosynthetic process
Cellular component (GO): cytosol
Molecular function (GO): N6-(1,2-dicarboxyethyl)AMP AMP-lyase (fumarate-forming) activity; (S)-2-(5-amino-1-(5-phospho-D-ribosyl)imidazole-4-carboxamido) succinate lyase (fumarate-forming) activity
Source: RefSeq, a predicted model, not a curated record